AUGCAACUCCGCGCUCUUACUCUUUGCUUGGCUACGGCUGCGUCAGCGCUUCCCUUGGCAUCUGUCAAAUCCUAUGCAGUAAAUGCGGAUGUUGUCAGAAGCAUCGAUGGGAGCCUGACUUCUAUCGUUAUUGCCCAGCGCGUUGAAGGCGACUCACCUAUCGGUAUGGCUAAACGUGGAAGCCAGGCAGAUGCUUCUAUGGACAUUGCCCGACGUGUUGAUAUGAGCGACCCAUCUAUUGAUAUCGCUAAACAUGGAAGCGAUGCAGAUGCUUACAUCGACAUUGCUCGGCGUGCCAACCAGACCAAGCCCUCCGUUGAUAUCGUGUGA
Molecule: messenger RNA, 330 nt
Organism: Penicillium canescens
Lineage: Eukaryota; Fungi; Ascomycota; Eurotiomycetes; Eurotiales; Aspergillaceae
Exons: 1
Coding region: 1-330 (109 amino acids)
Source: RefSeq, a predicted model, not a curated record